AUGGCAGAGGUUCAGACGCAACUGGCGGCGCUGUCCUUAGGGCCCUCCGCCUCGCAAGCCAAUCCGGUGGAUGCGAGAGCUUCUAAAGCUGCCAAUUCAAGGAAUCGUCUUGCUAUUGACACGUACUCUCCCGUGAACCAAAAUGGUAGCUUCGAGUUUGACCGCGUCAUCAAGAGCGGUUACGUGCAGAAACGGACUCAAAAAACCAAGACGUGGAGGACCAUAUACCUGGUGCUGCGACCCAACACGCUGUCUCUAUACAAAUCGGACAAAGAGGAGAAGCUCCGCCACAAGAUCUACCUAUCAGAUUUAACUGCCGUAACCCUCUUGAAGGAUCCCAAGGGCAAACGGCUUAAUGUGUUUGGCCUCUUUUCGCCGUCAAAGAAUUAUCACUUCCAAGCUCCAACGCUGCAAGACGCCCAAGAGUGGGUCGAGCGCAUCAGGCGGGACGCCAGGAUAGAAGAGGAGGAGGAGGAGAUGUUCCUGGCAAGCCCCAUGGUUCGACAGCCCACCUUCUUCCAGGCCGACAAGGUCCAAGAUAGCGGACCCAACCGCGUGGCGUCGCCGUUGGACCGCCUCCCGUCGAGCUCUCCGGAGCCCCUUGAAGCUCCAAUUCGCAGCUUUGGAAAGUCCUAUGUCCGGCGGCCUUCGCAGCUAGACUCGUCGGGGCUCUCCGGGGCGGAGCUAGCGAGCCACUCCGACUUUUCAGACUCGGACAUGCAGCGGAUACCAGGCGCAUCCUUUGAAAGCCUGGCGGUGCAGUCUCCCCCGACCUCAUCCGGGCCGAACCGGCCGGCAUUAGGAGUGCUGAACUCCAACCAGCUCAGUGGUGUACAGCUUGACAGUGAUCCGGACCGAGUCAUUUGGCAAGGCUGGAUGUGGUUCCAGCGCAGCAAAGGAGGGGUGCGGCAGUGGAAGAAGUCGUGGGCUGCUCUACGUCCAAGGAACCUCAUUCUCUACAAAGACGAGACCGAAUCGUCGGUCCUGUUUGUUCUUUACAUGUCUUCGAUCGUCAAUGUCGUCGAUAUCGACCCCGUCAGCCGGACCAAGAAGCACUGCCUGCAGAUCAUAACCGACGAGAAGAGCUACCGAUUCUGCACCCGCGACGAGGAGACUCUGGUGCAAUGUCUGGGUGCCUUCAAGAGCCUCCUAGCGAAACGCCGCGAACUCGAGGCCAAGGCAGGGGGUGCUGUCGAGUCUCGACCUUCGGCUGCCUAG
Molecule: messenger RNA, 1218 nt
Organism: Canariomyces notabilis
Lineage: Eukaryota; Fungi; Ascomycota; Sordariomycetes; Sordariales; Chaetomiaceae
Product: PH-domain-containing protein
Exons: 2
Coding region: 1-1218 (405 amino acids)
Source: RefSeq, a predicted model, not a curated record